AUGACCACCACAACAGGUCCCUCCCGCACCGGCCCAAUCACAUUUCCAUUUUGGCUUCGCUUCGCUACCGCUCACACUGCUGCUAGUGAUGGAAUCGGAGAGCCGAAAAAGCCCCCAUGCGUGGCAUGUUACGAGUCGGGAAAGGAGUGCAUUCUCACCAAGUCCCGCCGCGGAGGGAACUUUCGACACUUUCGGGCCGGGUCACGGCUGGGCACUGCAGCCCCGGACAAUACUAUCCUUACACAGCCAGAUAAAGUAUUCGGUCCGCAACGCGAUGUGUCCUCUGAUGACGAAAGGAGCACUGCAAGGGAUGAUUCCGGUGGUGUCUUGGCCAUGGAGCUGAGAAAUCCUUCCGAUGCUCUGCAUAUUUUGGCCCUUUCCGGUGAUCAGCCCCGAGCGCGCCAUUCAAGGACAAGUCCCAACGGCGCAGUGGUCCCUAUAGUGCAAGGCAGUACGACGACAGCCGCGAACCAGCCGCUUGAGUCUCAACAUCAUGUUCACCCCGUAUGCACUGUCUUUGAUGAUUAUGAGCUGGUGCAGAGAGGACUACUGCGGCCAAGCCUCGUGUCUGAGCUGCUCCUCAAGUCGGUCAUCUCGGCUGUUUAUUGA
Penicillium cosmopolitanum is the source of this 609-nucleotide messenger RNA. RefSeq lists its product as uncharacterized. Lineage: Eukaryota; Fungi; Ascomycota; Eurotiomycetes; Eurotiales; Aspergillaceae. The record is from RefSeq and is a predicted model, not a curated record. The coding region runs from base 1 to 609 and encodes 202 amino acids. The transcript has 2 exons.